GAUGUAUUGCCAAACCAUCGAUAAUGUGUGCAAAUACCGGGCUAAUAGGAUACCUGAGCGGGUAUAAAUCGAAGAAAGUUCUCCAAUUAUGAUUCCAUUUUUAGAGACUCGCUCAUUCUGCCCACAGAGCUCCUGAAAGAUAAGCGAUCGCCUACAAUGUUUAAAGUGUCUAAAUUUUAACUUCUUCCAUGUAAUAUUAUAGACGCGUGGCGACGCGUGGUGUUCUAGUCGAGACCUAUCUUUUGAGAAAUCAAAUUGCAGGCCAAGAUAUAAAGGCAGAAUUGUGCUAGGAAGUGGUAACCUGUUUACGUUGAUUAUAUCACAUCAGUUGUUUGCAGAGUGGAAAUAAUUAUUUCGUUCAAGCUCUACGCCUAAUAUAGUUUAACACACCACAAACGACUUCUUACAACUUAAGUUUGCAACGAGGUUAGUGCUCAAAAUACGUACUGAUAAUUCUGUGUUCCCUUUCUGCAAACUUUAACAAAUUAAAGAGCUAAGUUUUUUUUUGCAAAUUUUACAAGCUGAGGUGGACAUAUAUUACCAGGUUAUUACUGCAGACAAUGUGGAUGUGUUAGAUUAGCCAAAUUGAUUAUACCUACUGCAACAGGGCUACAAGUAUAGGUUUACAAGUUUUCUACUUUCAACAAGUGUUAGAUUGCAAAUUACCAGAUGUUAAAGGCAUCCUCGAAACGAAUUAUUCUUGUUUUUAAUUUAUAAACUUCUAAUUAAACAUUGUUAACCAUUUUUAUCGAAACAAGUUUUCCGUUUUUUGCUGAACAUUAUGACUGAUUAUGGUAGGAAACGUUCGUUUUUCAUCCGGGACAUUCUUGGACCCUCGUAUGAUCACGGGACCACCAUCGUACCUGUCGUCACCGAUACACCAAAAUCGUUCCCGUUUUCGUCAGACUCAAUAUUGUCUGAGAUACAUGCCAAAGCCGUGGAAAACACAUUAAAAUUCUUCCGUCCAAGAAUCCUCACACUUGAUUUCAACCGAAACUUCUCGUUCUCACCUCCGAAGCCGGAGACCCCGUGUGACGAUCACAAGUCAGAAGCUCCUUUGCCAGCCACCCUGCCAAUAAAGCCAAAGAGACCUAGGAGGCGCCGCACAACCUUCACACAGUCUCAGCUAGCUGUUCUAGAGAAGAAGUUUCGCUGUCAGAAAUACCUGAGCGUGGUGGAUAGGGGUGAGUUGGCGAACAACCUCAACUUGAAUGAGACCCAGGUGAAGACUUGGUACCAAAACAGAAGAACAAAAUGGAAACGAUUAACAGAACCAGGUGAAAGAAUGGAACAACUUAGAAACCAUUAUUGCGAUGAAGAAGGCUGUCCAGGUAGACUACGACGACAUGUUGACGACCUUGUGAGGUUGACCCACCAUGAGGCUAGCAAUGACCCCUGCAUAUCACAUAAUGGGGCAAGCAUUGACGCCAAAGUCGACAUCUGCAAUGAGUUAUCGUCUAGGUUUACUUGUCACGAUAUUACGAGUACUGUCUAAUUAGGCCUACUGAAAGCACGAAAAAGCCUAUAAUAGCUCUAUUAUAAUUACUGGCGUACCGGUAUACAUUUAUAUGUGUAUACAUUCAGCCCGCCUUCCCCUUCUUUAUCCGGUGCAAAUAGACUCACCAUUCAAUAAUCAUACCUUUAAAGUCGACAGGCCUAAAGUGAUGUAUAAGAGAUCAGUAGCGGAUUCAAGGUAGGGGGAGAGAGAAGCCAGCCCCGGGCCCCCUCCCCACCCCUAUUUUUUUUACCCAAAAAAUAUUGAGAAAAAAAGAAAAUUAUAUUCAAAUUUAAGUUGAGAGUGCCAUUUCCGACCAUCUAGAGGUGCCAUAGUCAUAAUUUUUCUUACCUCAGCCCCAACCAUGGUGGGGCUGACGUGGGUACAGCCUCCACUUGUGAAAGUUCCUCCCUGGGAAACUCUAUUUCGAAUUCCUGGAUACGCCACUGCAAAUGUGACUUGUAGCUUUGCGAACCUCAAAGAUUUAAGCCACAGAUUAAAAAGUAUCCCUCAAUCGUAUUAACCGAUUAUAGGGUCUGUUUUCCAACGAAAGCCCACUGACCCAGUGGUUAGGGCGUCACAAAGACAGCAAAAGAGAUCGAGUUCGAAUCCCAGUUGGGGUGACGUAUUUCCUACUCGCAGAUUCUUAUUCUUCAUCGUUUAUAAUUUAUAUUUGUAUAUAUGCAUAGGCAGCAGAAGGUCUUGAGUACGAAUCCUGAUUGGGGCAAUUUUGUUUUUCUUUCUGUUAUCGAAAUCGCAGAUUUCUCUUCUUUAAUGUUUAAAUUUUAUAUAUAAUUACAGCUCAACCGCAAGACGGGAAAUUAUUUUGAGUAAAACAAAUAUUUGUAAUUAAAGUCAGGUUUACUAAAUAAAAACCAAUGGAUUUUUUUUCAAAUGAAAUUAAUUAAUGUACAGGACAACCUAAUUAGGAAAGUAAGUUAUUUAAACUUUUUACUCCAUUUCGUAUAGCAUUUUUAAUUUAUAGUGUAAUAUUGGGUUCAAUUCUGAACUGUUAGAAAUAAAGUUUUGACAAUGACGUAGUUAUGAUUUUUAAUUUCACGGAUCAUUUUCUGUAUUUAUUUAGUAAUAUUUAAUUGAUUAUAAGUACAUUUGAAUGAAUAAAUACAAAG
Anneissia japonica is the source of this 2625-nucleotide messenger RNA. RefSeq names its product barH-like 2 homeobox protein. Gene Ontology annotation, molecular function: DNA-binding transcription factor activity, RNA polymerase II-specific; RNA polymerase II cis-regulatory region sequence-specific DNA binding. Gene Ontology annotation, biological process: animal organ development; regulation of transcription by RNA polymerase II. Bases 782 to 1495 code for a protein of 237 amino acids. The record is from RefSeq and is a predicted model, not a curated record. The transcript has 3 exons. Gene Ontology annotation, cellular component: nucleus. NCBI's taxonomy places the organism in Eukaryota, Metazoa, Echinodermata, Crinoidea, Comatulida, Comatulidae.